Caenorhabditis elegans is the source of this 880-nucleotide messenger RNA. Lineage: Eukaryota; Metazoa; Nematoda; Chromadorea; Rhabditida; Rhabditidae. The record is from the annotation of a RefSeq genome assembly.
AUGAACACCACCCAGGCUUCUAUCACCGAUGUUCUGCGGAACGUAAAAGGAGACCCGGUUACUGUAAUUCUUAUUGGGUUUGUGGUUCUGAUUGUAGUGUAUACUACAUUGCUUCCGUUUUAUUUGCGUAUUAAUCAAGUUAAUAGAGAGCGGGAUAACAAGAGUGAUCCAAUUUGAUGUAUCUUUGCAAAUACUCAUGCUUUUCCUCUUCUACGUGCUUUAUAUCUGCAUGCAAGCCUUCCACUUGCUGUUAUUUUUCCUAUCUAUUGGAAGAUUCACGCUAUAUUUUUGGCCGUCAUCUGAAAAAUUUCUAAUAUGGGUUCAAACAAGAUUGAGAAUUCGUUAUGUGUAUUUUGCAACUAUUGCUAAAGAAAUCAUAAGUUUUCUGAUAGUUGAUUAUGAUAACAAUGAAGAUACCGAUAAAGCAUCUUCCCGUGUGGAUUUGGGAUUCGAGAUCACUUGUCUAGUGCUCAGUGUUCUUAUAUUUGUCUCUGCAAUUCUCUACAUCCCGAUUAUGUUUAGUGUUCGGAAACAGUCGAGUCUGAGAGCAUUCAAAAAAGAUAGGCCGCAGACUUAUAUAUUCUGGCAGACAAUGAUUGUGCUGAUUUUCAAGUCGACCUACAUUCCAUUCUUCAUUGCAUCAAUGCGUGGCGGCGAGUUUUUCAUGAGCACGUUCAUUCACUUUAUUCUACUAUCCGACUUUGUCACAAUGCCACUGAUCAUUCAAGUAUCAUAUUUGGCCUGCAAUAAGCGAAACUCGAAUAUGCUCUGCUCCUCACUCAGAUUCCGUCAGUUUAUGAGAAAUAGUGUAUAUGUCAGUUCAUCGGUACGGCCCGCGAACGCUGUUGAAAUUAUUUCAAGUCAAGUUUCUCAGGCAUAA